UAUCCCGAAAAAGCGGCAGCCAAUCACGACCGCGAAUGCAAAGCGCUUCGCCGCCGCUCGCCUGAUACAGGAUCGCGUUGCAGUUGGUACAUAAAGGGUUCUCACCUCGCGGUUCCGGACAGAACGGCUUUCGAUCGUAAAAGUUCCAGGGCUGUUCUGGCGUGCCCUUGUGUGUCUGACCUGACUUCGACUGUCUCAAUCCACAACCACCAACACCAACCAUGCCUGGCCACAUCGUAAAGAGUACCGGUCCCGACCCCGACCCAACCGAGUACCUCUACGUGUCCCUGGAACAGAAACGUAUCGACCAGACCAAGCCCUACGAUGCCAAGAAGGCUUGCUGGGUGCCUUGCGAGAAGGAGGGCUAUGUCAUCGGCGAGAUCCAAGGCACCAAGGGCGACCUGGUGACCGUCGGACUCAGCGGCGGCGAAACCAAGAACUUCAAGAAGGACCUCGUCUGCCAGGUGAACCCUCCCAAGUACGAGAAGUGCGAGGACAUGUCCAACUUGACCUACCUGAACGACGCCUCCGUCCUGUACAACCUCAAGGCUCGCUACGUGACGAAGCUCAUCUACACCUACUCCGGCCUCUUCUGCGUCGCCAUCAACCCCUACAAGAGGUACCCCAUCUACACGAACCGCGUCGUCAAGAUCUACCAGGGCAAGAGGCGCAAUGAAGUCCCACCCCACAUCUUCGCCAUUGCUGAUGGCGCCUACAUGGACAUGUUGCAGAAUCACGAGAACCAGUCUAUGCUUAUCACGGGUGAAUCUGGUGCCGGCAAGACCGAGAACACCAAGAAAGUGAUCCAGUAUUUUGCCAACAUCGCCAGGAAAACAGACUUUUUCAGCAAGAAGGAAAAGCAAGAGAUCAAGUUCUCCUCAGGCAACCUGGAAGACCAGAUCGUCCAGACCAACCCUGUAUUGGAAGCCUUCGGUAACGCCAAGACUGUCCGAAAUGACAACUCCUCUCGCUUCGGUAAGUUCAUUCGUAUCCACUUCGGUCCAUCUGGGAAGCUGUCUGGCGCCGAUAUUGAAACCUACCUGCUGGAGAAGGCUCGUGUGAUCUCCCAGCAACCUCUCGAGCGAUCCUACCACAUCUUCUACCAACUCAUGUCCAACCAGGUCAAAUCGAUUAAACCCACGUGCUUCCUCUCCGACGACAUCCACGACUACCACUUUGUGAGUCAGGGUAAAGUAACAGUGGCCUCCAUUGAUGACGCUGAGGAAAUGCAGUUCACCGAUGAUGCCUUCGAUAUCCUGGGCUUCAGCAAGACUGAAAAGGAGGAUGUCUACAAGGUCACCGCCUCUGUCAUGCACUUCGGCGAGAUGAAGUUCAAGCAGAGGGGUCGAGAGGAGCAGGCUGAAGCCGACGGCACCGAGGAAGGUGAUCGCAUUGGCAAGCUGAUGGGUAUUGACGGCGCCGAGCUCUACAAGAAUCUGACCAAGCCCAAGAUCAAAGUCGGUAACGAAUUCGUGACCCAGGGUAGGAACAAGGACCAGGUGACGUACUCAGUGGGUGCGCUCUCCAAGGCCCUCUUCGAUCGUGUCUUCAAGUGGCUCGUGAAGAAGUGUAACGUCACCCUCGAGACAGGCCAAAAGAGAGUCAUGUUCAUCGGUGUGCUCGACAUUGCCGGCUUCGAAAUCUUUGACUACAAUGGCUUUGAACAGCUAUGCAUCAAUUUCACCAACGAGAAACUGCAGCAGUUCUUCAACCAUCACAUGUUCGUUCUCGAGCAAGAGGAGUACAAGCGAGAGGGCAUUAACUGGGUGUUCAUUGACUUUGGCCUGGACCUCCAGGCUUGCAUUGAGCUCAUUGAGAAGCCUCUGGGUAUCCUCUCCAUCCUAGAAGAGGAGUCUAUGUUCCCCAAGGCCACCGACAAGUCCUUCGAGGAGAAGCUGAAGACCAACCACUUGGGCAAAUCACCCAACUUCAUCAAGCCGAAGCCACCGAAACCUGGCCAGGCUGAGGCUCACUUCGCUAUCGUCCACUACGCCGGCACCGUCCCUUACAACCUCACCGGAUGGCUCGAGAAGAACAAGGAUCCCCUGAACGACACCGUCGUCGAUCAAAUGAAGAAGGCCUCCAACACCCUGGCUGUCGAAAUCUUCGCGGAUCACCCCGGUCAGUCGGGCGGUGACCCACAAGCUGGUGGCAAGGGAGGUAAACGUGCCAAGGGUUCCGGUUUCCAGACUGUGUCAGGAAUGUACAAGGAACAGCUCAAUAAGCUGAUGACCACCCUGAUGAGUACUUCUCCCCACUUCAUCCGAUGUAUCAUCCCCAAUGAACUGAAACAGUCCGGUGUGAUUGACGCAGCCCUUGUCAUGCAUCAACUGACUUGUAACGGUGUGCUUGAAGGCAUCCGUAUCUGUCGUAAGGGAUUCCCUAACAGGAUGGUCUACCCUGAUUUCAAGCAUAGAUACGGCAUCUUAGCCUCCAAAGCAGCUAACGCAGCCGAGGAUGAAAAGAAAGCAAGUGCUGUCAUCCUUGAAGCCAUCAACCUGGAGGCCGAGAAAUACAGGAUGGGGCACACAAAGGUAUUCUUCCGCGCCGGUGUGGUGGGUACCUUAGAAGAACUCCGAGACGACCGCCUGGCCAAGAUCAUCUCUUGGAUGCAAGCUUGGAUCCGCGGUUACAUCAGCCGGAAGACUUACAAGAGACUGCAAGAGCAGCGCGUAGCCCUUAUCGUCGUCCAGCGCAACCUCAGGAAGUUCAUGCAACUCCGCACCUGGGCCUGGUACCGUCUCUGGCAGAAGGUCAAGCCCCUCCUCAACGUCACCCGAGUCGAGGACGAGAUUCGCGCCCUCGAGGAGAAAGCCGCCAAGGCCGAGGAGAACUACGAGAGGGAGGCCAAGUUGCGAAAGGAGCUCGAGGCCAAGAACGUCGCCCUCCUCGAAGAGAAGAACAACCUCAUGGUGGCUCUCGAGUCCACUAAAGGCAAUGUAAGCGAGUACCUAGACAAGCAGGCCAAAUUGCAGAGCCAGAAAGCAGAUCUGGAAGCUCAGCUCAAUGAAACCAGUGAGCGCCUGCAGCAGGAGGAGGAAGCUCGUAACCAGCUCUUCCAAGGCAAGAAGAAGCAGGAACAGGAAAUCAGCGGACUCAAGAAGGACAUUGAAGAUCUUGAACUCUCCAUCCAAAAGGCUGAACAGGACAAAGCAACCAAAGACCACCAAAUUCGCAACCUGAACGAUGAAAUCGCCCAUCAGGACGAACUCAUCAACAAAAUCAACAAAGAAAAGAAGCACCUCCAGGAAUGCAACCAGAAGACCGCCGAAGAUCUCCAAGGCAUCGAAGACAAGUGCAACCACCUCAACAAAGUUAAAGCCAAACUCGAAUCGACCCUCGACGAACUCGAGGAUUCCCUAGAGCGCGAAAAGAAGCUCCGAGGUGAGGUGGAUAAGUCAAAGAGGAAAGUCGAGGGUGACCUCAAGCUCACACAGGAAGCAGUUUCAGAUCUUGAGCGUAACAAGAAAGAACUCGAACAGACCAUUCAACGAAAGGACAAGGAAGUCUCCUCCUUGGCCAGCAAGCUUGAGGACGAGCAAGGUCUCGUUUCCAAACUCCAAAAACAGAUCAAGGAACUGCAAGCCCGCAUUGAAGAACUCGAGGAAGAGCUCGAGCAUGAACGCCAGGCCAGAGCCAAGGCUGAGAAGUCGAAAACUCACCUCGGACGUGAGUUGGAGGAGCUCGGCGAGCGCCUCGAUGAGGCCGGUGGUGCCACAGCUGCCCAGAUCGAACUCAACAAGAAGAGAGAGGCCGAGCUGGCCAAACUUCGCCGCGACCUGGAAGAGUCCAACAUCCAGCAUGAAUCGGCUCUCGCCAGCCUCAGAAAGAAGCACAACGAUGCAGUUGCGGAAAUGUCUGAACAGAUCGACCAUCUCAACAAGAUGAAGGCCAGGGCGGAGCGUGAAAAGACUACUCUCUCUUCGGAACUCAAUGAUGCCCGAUCUGCAGCUGAUAUGCUCAGUAAUGACAAGGCUGCAGCUGAAAAGAUGAACAAGCAGUUGCAACACCAGGCCAAUGAAAUUCAGUCCAAACUCGACGAGGCCAACCGCACCCUGAACGACUUCGACGCCACCAAGAAGAAGCUUGCCGUUGAAAACGCCGACCUCCUCCGCCAGCUGGAAGAAGCCGAAAGCCAGGUCGGACAGCUCUCCAAACUUAAGCUCUCUCUCACCAACCAGCUCGAGGAUACCAGGAAACUUGCCGACGAUGAGAGCAGGGAACGCGCUACUCUCCUCGGCAAAUUCAGAAACCUGGAACACGACAUCGAUGGCCUCAGAGAGCAGCUCGACGAAGAAGGCGAAGCGAAGGCUGACCUCCAGCGUCAACUUUCCAAGUCAAACGCCGAGGCUCAGAUGUGGCGCGCCAAAUACGAAUCUGAAGGCGUGGCACGCGCCGAAGAGCUGGAAGCCGCCCGUCUCAAACUCGCCGCCCGCCUGGAAGAAGCUGAGCAGCAGAUCGAGCAGCUCAAUGUCAAGAACAUGAACCUCGAAAAGACGAAGCAACGCGUCUGCACAGAGCUCGAGGACAUGCAGAUCGAGGUCGAGCGCGCUCAGACCUUGGCUGCCGCCGCUGAGAAGAAACAGAAGAACUUCGACAAGAUCAUUUCCGAAUGGAAAAUGAAGGUCGACGACCUUGCUGCCGAGCUGGACGCCUCUCAGAAGGAAUGCCGCAACUACUCCACGGAACUCUUCCGCGUCAAGGCAGCCUACGAGGAGAACCUUGAGCAGCUCGACGGCGUCCGACGAGAGAACAAGAACCUCGCCGAUGAGAUCAAGGACCUCAUGGACCAAAUUGGCGAAGGAGGCCGCUCCCUUCACGAAGUCGAAAAGAACCGCAAGAGACUCGAGAUCGAGAAGGAAGAGCUUCAGGCUGCUCUAGAAGAAGCCGAGGCAGCCCUAGAACAGGAGGAAAACAAAGUCCUAAGAGCUCAGCUCGAACUCAGCCAGGUCAGGCAGGAGAUCGACAGGAGAAUUCAAGAAAAGGAAGAAGAGUUCGAAAACACACGCAAGUGUCACCAACGCGCCAUCGACUCCAUGCAGGCUUCCCUCGAGGCCGAAGCCAAGGGUAAGGCCGAGGCCCUCAGGAUGAAGAAGAAACUCGAGUCGGACAUCAACGAGCUCGAGAUCGCUCUCGACCACUCCAACAAGGCCAACGCCGACCUCCAGAAGCACAUCAAGAAGCUGCAAGGCGAGAUGAAGGAUCUGCAGACCAGAGUGGAGGAGGAGCAGCGGCUGGCCUCCGAGUACCGCGAACAGUACGGCAUCGCCGAGCGCAGAGCCAACGCACUCCACGGCGAACUGGAAGAAUCCAGAACUCUCCUGGAACAGUCGGACCGCGGCAGGCGCCAGGCGGAGGCUGAAUUGGCGGAGGCUCACGACCACCUCAACGACCUCACCUCGCAGAACAAUUCGCUCACCGUCGCCAAGAGGAAGUUGGAGAGCGAGAUGCAGACACUUCAUGCUGAUCUUGACGAGAUGCUGAACGAAGCCAAGAACUCGGAGGAGAAGGCAAAGAAGGCCAUGGUCGACGCCGCCCGCCUCGCAGACGAGCUCAGAGCGGAGCAGGAGCACGCCCAGACCCAGGAGAAGAUGCGCAAGGGGCUGGAGGUCCAGGUGAAGGAACUCCAGGUCCGGCUGGAGGAGGUUGAAGGCAACGCCCUCAAGGCGGGCAAGAAGGCUCUCGAGAAACUGGAGAAGCGCGUCCGCGAACUCGAGAGCCAGCUGGACGACGAAGCCCGCCGCCAUGCUGACGCCCAGAAGAACCUGAGGAAGUGCGAGAGGCGCAUCAAGGAGCUCACCUUCCAGUCCGACGAGGACAAGAAGAACCACGAGAGGAUGCAGGACCUGGUCGACAAGCUCCAGCAGAAGAUCAAGACCUACAAGCGGCAGAUCGAGGAGGCCGAGGAGAUCGCCGCCCUCAACUUGGCCAAGUUCCGCAAGGCCCAGCAGGAGCUGGAGGAAGCUGAAGAACGCGCCGACAACGCUGAACAAGUCGCUAACAAAGCUAAGGUGAAAGGACGCGCCGGUUCAAUGGCUCGUAUGUCCCCACAGCCUUUCGGUGGCGCCUUCGGCAGAAUGAUGCAACAGCAGCAGUAAUUGUGAUGACAUCGACAACUCCCAACGACUGCUAACGAGAGAUCGGCGGUUAAAAAUACCUAAAUACUCCUUUUGUAUCCAUUACCGAUCCCCCCUCAUUACAUUACACUACUGCCAGACAUAACUUCACUUGGCCCCCUCGACGUCCUCCAUCCGUUCAACUUUUCCCGUCUCCUUCCUUUUCUUUCCCACUUUCAUUUUUUUGUUUGUUGCGCCUUUGUAUAAGGAUCAUAACAUUAAGUCCCAGGAUUCUUGUAGUACAACAAGGAGAAGAGCGACGUUUCACGGGGAACGAUUGUGUCAGGAUCCGUCGCCCUUGAAUUCCUCUUCUCCCGAAAGGAAGAAAGGAGAGGCAAAACACGCCUUCAUUCUUCCGAACCGCGGGAGACUUGGGAAACGUCAUAAAAAUGAAGAAAAUAAGUCAGACACACACACGAGAACAACAUCAACAGCCCCAACGGAACGAAAGGGUCGACUAGUCUUUCAUUUUCUUUCCCAAUCAAGCUUAGCUCUUGGGGUUCCUCCUGAACCAGCCAAUAAUCAACCCGCGACUGAAACGCAUUGCUUCCAGACGACGACGAUGAUCUCUUUCAACGGGGGGGACUUAAACGACUCCAUCCACUUCCGUCUCUCUUGCAAAUAAUACUUUCUAUCCGUCUCGCGCGACCGAAGGUCUACAGGUGAGAACGCUUCAUUUUCCAACAACAAAAAUAAUCCGUCGAGGAGGAGGACUUGAGAAUACGAGGGAAACGUUUACUUGAAUUGGAACCCUCCCUCAAUAACGUGUUGCUGUUAAACGUUUACUUGAAUCCUUUCACUGUGUCUUUUUUUCCUUUUCUAAAUGUAUUUGUUGAGACGUUCAUCAAUUUUUCUAGCAGACAAGGGAGAGAUUCUAAUGUGUGGAUUAUCUUGAUUUUCCUGCUCUUUUGGUUAGGUUAGCAAAGACAACACAUUAAUAAACCUUAGUUCCUUGUGUACUACAAAUGUCUCUGUAUGUAUGGAUCUAUAUAUGGAAUAUAUUGUAUUAAUAAAUGCAUGGCUGGGAA
This is a messenger RNA of Macrobrachium nipponense, 7144 nucleotides long. RefSeq names its product myosin heavy chain, muscle-like. Lineage: Eukaryota; Metazoa; Arthropoda; Malacostraca; Decapoda; Palaemonidae. The coding region runs from base 222 to 6098 and encodes 1958 amino acids. The record is from RefSeq and is a predicted model, not a curated record. The transcript is spliced from 23 exons. Gene Ontology annotation, cellular component: cytoplasm; myosin II complex; myosin filament. Gene Ontology annotation, molecular function: actin filament binding; ATP binding; microfilament motor activity. Gene Ontology annotation, biological process: muscle contraction; sarcomere organization.